AUGCCACUUCCGGAAACUGUCAAAGUGUGGGGGAAACCCGGGGAACUAGCUCUUAAGGCAAUCUGUUUCCUCGCAGAGGGGAAAAUAACUUCCGAGCCACUGCUCUUAGGUCACUCACAUAAUGGAUACUCCAAAGUCCCUGCGAGGCCUGUGUGCGCCGCGGACAAGCCCAAAAAUGCGUCACUAGACGAGAUUGACCAGGAGCGGAUGCUAAUCCAGGACUGUGUCUCGCUGAUGGAGACGUACGCCGCCGAUCCGGUGCGCCGGGCGAGUCGUGGGCCGCAGGACAGUCCGGAAGACCUUCUGGUCAUCCUUGAAUCGCUGUCGCAUGGGCGAGGCUCUGCCGAAAAGCAGCUACACGACCUCAGUGGCCUCUAUCAUCUCUAUCAGCCCAUCCAGCAAGUAGUGCCGAUGCUCCUUCCCGAUCGCGGGGCCAGUGAGACCCUGGUCCGCUUUGUGCUGAGUGAGCUGUCAUGGCUGCAUUGUGGGGUGCGCACCGCGCAGUUCUGGGGGGAGCACCAGCUGUUUUGGGCAAUGAUGGAGCGCGGUCAUGGAGACCUACUCCAAGACCAUGCCUGGAUGGCCCUCUACUUGGGUAUUCUUGCGGCCGCAUGCCUGUACCUCAGUCCCGAUCAACGUCCGCCCCUGCCACAGCUGCUGCAUCUGCCACCGGGUGCAGUGCCAGCAACGGGCGAGGCGGAUCCCAGCGUAGCAUUGGCGAGGAUCUGGUUUGAACCCAUCAUCGUACAUCGAGUUUGA
Molecule: messenger RNA, 759 nt
Organism: Aspergillus pseudonomiae
Lineage: Eukaryota; Fungi; Ascomycota; Eurotiomycetes; Eurotiales; Aspergillaceae
Exons: 3
Coding region: 1-759 (252 amino acids)
Source: RefSeq, a predicted model, not a curated record